AUGCCUCCGGUAGUGUUGAAAUGCAUGCUGCUGUGUAUGUUGAUGGGUGGGACUGGUGCCUGUAUGCUGAAGAAUCACACCUUAUGGAUUGAAAGGCAAGACAGUGACCAGUGUGUCGUCGUCAACACCACGAUCUGCAGUGGCUACUGCUACACUCAGGACACUAAUCUGAGGGGACGGUUCGGGAGGACUUUUCUGAUCCAGCGCAGCUGUGUGCCCCUUUCCCUGGUGUAUCGACCCGCUCACCUGCCCGGCUGCCCUCAGGAGGUGAACCCGCAGGUGUAUUAUCCUGUAGCCCAUCGGUGCAGCUGCAGGCGCUGCAACACGCGUUCACACCACUGUGUGCGCACACGCCGGGUCUCGUAUGACAGGUGCACCUCGAUCUUUGGCAGCAUGCAGAGCAAGAACGAGCGCACUUUGGAAACCUGA
This is a messenger RNA of Labrus bergylta (ballan wrasse), 429 nucleotides long. RefSeq names its product thyrotropin subunit beta-like. Lineage: Eukaryota; Metazoa; Chordata; Actinopteri; Labriformes; Labridae. Gene Ontology annotation, molecular function: hormone activity. The record is from RefSeq and is a predicted model, not a curated record. Gene Ontology annotation, cellular component: extracellular region; cytoplasm. Gene Ontology annotation, biological process: G protein-coupled receptor signaling pathway.